Messenger RNA from Didymodactylos carnosus, 720 nucleotides. NCBI's taxonomy places the organism in Eukaryota, Metazoa, Rotifera, Eurotatoria, Philodinida, Philodinidae. The record is from the annotation of a GenBank genome assembly.
AUGUCCGAUUAUCAACCUUACGCAUACAAUUUUAAUAAUCUGAAUCUAUCGUCUAUCACUACUCCGAACGGUGAGAAAAAACUGACAGAUUCUGGUUUUAUAUCUCGUACCCCAACGCCACCGACACCCCUAAUUCAACAAGAUGAGAAUGAUGAAAAAGAACCCAAUUCAAAUUGUUCAUCGGAUAAAGCUGAUAUUUAUGAAUCAAAAUCGUUUACAUAUCGAAAGCGAUCUCGAAUUCAAUAUACCGCACAGCAGCUUCAAACACUGGAAGCAACAUUUAAAAGUACUCAUUAUCCAGAAGUGGCAGUUGUUGAUCAAUUAGCCGAAUUAUUGAAUGUUCAACAUGAAAAAAUAUCGAAUCGAAGAUCACGUUUUAAAAGACAACAAAAGUGUAAAACCACACGAAAAAAUGCAGUAAUACCUUUGCCAUUGGACCAUACACCAGCCUAUGAAAAUAUACAAAAUUAUCCUUCUCCACCUUCUAAUCCUACCGCUGGUUGUUAUUAUUACCAUUAUCCUCAUUAUCAGCCAUCAUGGAACACAUCAAUGAAUUCAAAUUUACAAUGGUCUUCUUUAGCACAAAUAGAUUCCUCCACAAUAUAUCCUGAUUCGACGGCGGCUACUUCUCCCAAUGUAUCAUCAAUAUGGAACAAUUUUAGUAAUCCCACAUGGCAAGAUUAUUACAGAGCUACACCACUCACAGACAUUCAACGGUAA